This is a messenger RNA of Aedes albopictus (Asian tiger mosquito), 1877 nucleotides long. RefSeq lists its product as uncharacterized. The transcript is spliced from 3 exons. Gene Ontology annotation, molecular function: nucleic acid binding. The coding region runs from base 1 to 1695 and encodes 564 amino acids. Gene Ontology annotation, biological process: DNA integration. NCBI's taxonomy places the organism in Eukaryota, Metazoa, Arthropoda, Insecta, Diptera, Culicidae. The record is from RefSeq and is a predicted model, not a curated record.
AUGAAGUAUCCCCCGAUCGAGAAAGAGGCUCUUGCUAUUGUGUGGGCCGUUGAGCGGUUCAGAAUUUACUUGAUCGGUAUCACGUUCGAGCUCGAAACUGAUCAUCGACCGCUAGAAACAGUGUUCACCAGAACAUCCAGGCCGACUCUGAGGAUCGAAAGGUGGCUUCUAAGGCUACAGGCGUUCACGUUUAAUGUGGUUUACCGCAAGGGCUCAGCCAAUCUGGCUGAUUGCCUGUCUAGAUUGGCUUCUCACGUGGAUGAUGUUUCCUGGAAUGAAGAGUCAGAGGUUUUUAUACGAAGAAUCGCGGUUGAGACGUUGGCUGUUUUGAUUGAUGAUCGGGAUGAUGAUUUCGAUGAAAACACGGAAGUUGAAAUCAAAGCGAUACAAGAAGCCGCUGCCAUCGAUAUAACAGAAGUUGUGAAGGAAACCAAAAGUGACGAAGAACUGAGCGCAGUACAGAAGGCGAUUAUGACACACGACUGGGGAAACUCGGUAGUGAAACCGUACGUCGCAUUUCAGAACGAACUGAGCUACAUAAACGGGUUGGUCAUGAGAGGUUCAAAACUGGUCGUGCCUCGGACAUUGCGUAGUCGUAUGUGCCAACUGGCGCACGAGGGCCAUCCUGGCCAAUCAGUUAUGAAAAGUCGAUUGCGUGACAAAUACUGGUGGCCCAACAUGGACGGAGAGACAGUAAAGCUCUGCGAGUCUUGCGAGGGAUGCCGUUUAGUGCAUUGUGCGAAUCCACCGGAUCCCAUGAGCAGACGGUCGCUACCAGAAAAGCCGUGGAUUGAUCUGGCGAUCGACUUUCUCGGUCCGAUGCCUAGCGGCGAAUAUAUCCUUGCAAUAAUCGAUUAUUACAGCAGGUAUAUGGAGCUUGAAAUCAUGACCAAAAUCACAGCGCAGGAGACGAUUCUGAGGCUAAAAAGGAUCUUUAGAACGUGGGGUUAUCCGAGAACAAUCACCUUGGAUAAUGGCAAACAGUUCGUUUCCAAGGAAUUUGGAAAUUUCUGCAAAACGUUAGAACCCAAUUGGAAAACGGAGCUCGACGACUACCUGAUCCUUUAUAACAAUUCGCCUCACAGCGUGACUGGCCAAGCACCGAGUGAACUUCUCCAAAACAGGAAACUCCGCUAUAAACUACCCCAAUUGGAUGACCUCAGCUCAACACCACCAAGUACCGAAUUCCGCGAUCGUGACACUCAAAAGAAAUUCGAAGGAAAAAUACGAGAGGACAAUAGGCGAGGAGCGAAACGUAGCGAGAUAGAAAUCGGUGACAAAGUUUUGAUGAAGAACCUGCUACCGAAAGACAAGCUCUCCACCGACUUCCACAAAGAGAAGUUCUUGGUUGUAGACAAAGAAGGUACAAAUGUCACGAUCGAAUCGGAUGAAAAUGAUAAACGCUACGAACGUAAUACAUCUCAUUUGCGCAAGAUCACAGAACCUCUGAACAUGACGCCUCGGCGGGAGUAUCCAGUGGAUCAUCAGAUGGAAGCAUUGAUUAGUCCACCUCACUCGCCACAGGUACAACACCCGUUUCACCACGCGAGUCCAUUGAUUGCUACGGAGCAGAUCGAACAGAAAUCGGGGACUAUCAAGAUGCAGUUCCGGUCCGUAGAUCAUCUCGAAUACCGAAACCGAAGUGUCGUUACAGUCCUUAAGUUUCAGUUAAAAUUAAGACUUUUCAAUCAGUAGAGUAGAAUACUUCAAAUGUUAAAAUCUAGUUUAUUGUCGAUUAAAGCUUAAAAGUAUAAAUAAAAAAGGGUAGAUGUGGUACCCUUGGUCUUCGUCUAUGAGUAUGUGUGUUUCGGGCAAGUCGCGAGACAGUCAACUCGGCUUCGUCAGUCUUACUCUACACCUCGUGUCAAGCAGUCGCU